Messenger RNA from Halteromyces radiatus, 555 nucleotides. Its product is annotated as Dbl homology domain-containing protein. The transcript is spliced from 4 exons. Bases 1 to 555 code for a protein of 184 amino acids. The record is from RefSeq and is a predicted model, not a curated record. Gene Ontology annotation, molecular function: guanyl-nucleotide exchange factor activity. NCBI's taxonomy places the organism in Eukaryota, Fungi, Mucoromycota, Mucoromycetes, Mucorales, Cunninghamellaceae. Gene Ontology annotation, biological process: intracellular signal transduction.
AUGAUGGAAUUAAUUUCAACUGAAGAAACAUAUUUGGAUGAUUUACUCAUUAUCAAAACAAAAUUUAUGGAUCCACUUAUACAAGCUAGUCAACAAUCACGACCGAUUAUCAAUUAUCGUGAUAUUCAAACUAUUUUUGCUUUUAUUCCACAAUUGAUCUCAUUAUCUUCUACCUUAGUUCAACGAUUAAAUUCAGCUCAACAUGAUAAUGAUGAUGAUGAUGAUUAUGAUUGGAUUGGUUAUAUAUUUUCUGAUUUGGAAUCUUCUUUUGAUGUUUAUAUUUAUUAUGCUGUCAACUUUGAAAAAGUUCGGAAAUGUUUAGCCAAGAUUGAUUGUGAUGCUUUAUGUUAUCAAAUAUUACAAGAUUCAUCUACAAGAAGAAAAGAAACCAAGAGAAUGGGAUUAUAUGAUUUUUUGAUUACACCUAUUCAACGAAUCACACGUUACUGUUUAUUACUCAAAGAUCUUCAAAAAAAUUCAACUAAAAGUAUUCUUGUGGAUCGAUCAUUAAAAUGUUUAUCUGCUUUAGCCUGUGCUAUGAAUGAAAUACAAUGA